This is a messenger RNA of Melanaphis sacchari, 795 nucleotides long. Its product is annotated as 14-3-3 protein beta/alpha-B-like. The transcript is spliced from 2 exons. The record is from RefSeq and is a predicted model, not a curated record. Gene Ontology annotation, cellular component: cytoplasm. Gene Ontology annotation, biological process: signal transduction. The coding region runs from base 1 to 795 and encodes 264 amino acids. Lineage: Eukaryota; Metazoa; Arthropoda; Insecta; Hemiptera; Aphididae.
AUGAAUGAUAGUUUAAUAAAAGCAUAUACUUUAAUGGCUCUUGGUCAAUAUACCAAUGCUAUAAAAUAUUUCAAAUCAUAUAUGAACGAAGAACCAAAUAUUCCAUUAAGCAAAGAAGCAUUUAAACUCUUAUCGAAAGCCUACAAUAAAUUGACAAAUUAUAAUCGUAAUUAUAUACGUGAACUAGAAGCGUAUUUGGAAUCACUCAGAGACAGCGAUCAGGAACGCAUCGUAGCCAUCACUUCAUUGUUGGAUGAAACUAGAAAAGAUUUAAUUGUCAUUUGUACCGAAGUCGUUAAUAUAAUAAAUAACAAUUUGCUCAAAAACGUUGUAGAAAUACGAGAAAAAGUGUUAAUUUAUAACAUGAAAGGAGAUUAUUGUCGGUAUAUAUGGGAAGUAAAUAACAGCGAUGAAAUUUGCAAAGAAGCAACUAAAGCAUACAAUGAAGCUAUGGGUAUAUGUCAAUGGAAUUUUAAAUCAACAGACCCAUACUUACUACAAGUCACAUUAAACUUCACGACACACUUGAACAACACCAAUAAUACCGAGAGGGCUACAGUUAUUUUAAAAAGAGUUAUUCAAAACUUACAAACAGAAGAUGUUCAACACUACGACUUAUUAAAGAAAUCAUAUAUUGAUUUAGUUUUGAAAUACUUAAAGGAAAAUUUAGUUCGAUUUCAGAAUAUCAUCAACCAAAAAAAUAUACAAAUAAUUCAGCUAAUAGAAGAAUUUGAAAUCAAUGAUUAUCUUCAUGAAGAGUUAUUGGAUAAUUUAAUCACAAGAAAACAAGGCUAA